AUGAAUCAGUACACGAUCACGUACGGGCUGAGCCCGCCGCAGUCGGCCCGAAACCGCAACAUGCAUAUCCUGCCGGUGAUGAAGAUGCUGCCGCUGCCGGACGGGUUUCUGACGGGCGGGCGCGACGGCACGGUGGUGAAGCACUGCUACUGCGAGGUGUCGCACAACUACCAGAAGCGGGUGCGGAUGCAGGUGCACAGCGACUGGGUGAGUGACCUGGUGGAGCUGAGCGCGGGGACGUAUCUGAGCGUGAGCCACGACUUUUCGGUGCACCUGCUGCUGCUGCAGACACGCAACGACGGGUGGGAGACGCGGAUCCUGGGGUACCACGACGACUACGUGAAGUGCAUCUGCGUGCUGCAGCGCGGCGGCGCGGACAGCAGCCGGAGCAGCAGCAGCGAGCGCAGCCGGGGCGAGAGUGGGAGCGGCGGCCGCGCGCUGUUUGCCACGGGGGGGCUGGACAAGAAGGUGAAGUUCUGGGAGCUGCAGGGGCGGGAAGCGCGGGUGCUGUUCGAGUACGACAACGCGCAGCCGCAGGAAACGGGGUCGGUGUACGCGCUGUGCGCGCUGUCGCCACAGGAGGUGGUCAUUGGCGACAACAACGGGGACCUGAAGAUCAUCUCCGCGGUCACGGGAGAGCUGGUGCACGUGGUCAGCGGCGCCCACGGCAGCAACGUGCGCCUGGCGCAGCUGCUGGACCAGGGCCGCCGCCUGAUCACCACGAGCUCGGACGGCGCGGUAAAGCUAUGGGAUGUCGCUGCGCUUUGUGCCGGCGAGGCAGAGGCCGCGCUUGUGCAUGAAUGGCAGUGGCAGUGCCCAGUGUGGUCCGUGGCCGGGCUGUCGGAGAGCACGCUUCUUUUCGGCGAUGCGUGGGGCAACAUCACACGCAUCCGGCAUACGGGGCAGGACACCGCCUCCUGGGGUAGAGCGGUCCAGGAUGUGCUCUACGGCGCGGCGCCCGAUGUGGAGGUGUACACAAAUGGCAUACUUUCCAUGUGCUUCAUGGAGCAGUCGAAGCUGUGGUUUUCGUGCUCUAGGAACUCGAACAUCUACCUGAUGAAGCUCGAUGCGGAGGGCGUCCAGACGGACCGCAAGAUCCAGUCCUUGGAAGGCGGCUCCGCGCUGUUGAAGAGCUGUUUGCUAACAAAUCGCCGGCAUGUGAUCACGCUAAACACGCUGAACCAGGUCCAAAAGUGGGAUAUCGUGUCCUGCGAGCUUCUCGAUACAUACAGGCCCACGGAUGGCUCCUUUGACGACCUGGUCAAUAAAAACAAUACCAAGGAAAUAUUGCCACACUGGUGCUCCGUCUCUAUUAGAACCGGGAAGCUCUUCAUCAAGUUUAAUGACAGGUUCACUGCUACCGAGGUCUAUGGAACCGCGCUAAAACAGUACAAAUUAAUAAAUGAUGUUGUGUUAAACGACGACCAACGGUACAACCUGGGGAGGUUGGCCAUUAACUCAAUAUUGUACGAAUUUAUUAAGUAUGAAUUGCAUAUGGACAAGUUUGCGCGCCUUGAAGCGGUUAAUUCCAAGAGAUCGAGCUCUUCGUCUUCAAACAUCAUUCCGCAGCUGCCGAAUAAUAUUCCACAAGAUUUGCAAAAGCAGCAAGGGUACCUUGGCCAAGAUUAUGAUCAGCAAGGAAGAAUACCGCAGCUAGUUUUGUAUCCAUUGCAAAGAGCGACUACUACGGGUAAUAUAGACGAUACCCCUGAUAAACCAGUUUCCAAGGAGAGAAAGCGUUUGAAUAUCUUCCCAAAGAUGCCCGGUACCUCGUCUGUGAAUAACAGUGCUCAUUCUGAGGCUGGCACUCCGAAAUCCGAUACCAUGAGCCCAAUCUUGGGAGAAUCGAUCGACCAAACGCCGAGACCCGCACCUAGUGAGGAUGAAACGAUAACACCUAGCUUACCGCUGACUGCCGGCGCCGAUGAAGUUGGCUUGGAGAGAGCAACUCCUGCCACAGCGCCAGAACUGGGCCCGAAGCAAAGCUCCAGUAAUUUAUCUCUGCUCAGCAGGUUCCGCAGGCAAUCCACACAUAUCCUGGGACCUCCUACGCUUAACAAUUUUCCGUCAAUGCAGCGGUGUGAGAGUCCGCCAGAAACACAGACCUCGGAGGAGAGUCCCGAAAAAGAGCCGCCGGCGACACAGAAUGGUCUGAAAUCCAAUGGUCCUGGCAGUGAAAAGGCAUUACCAGCUACUCCAGUAUCUCUAAAAACUAUGGCAGAUCUCUUGCACGCAAACAAGGAGAUAUAUCGGCAGCAGGCCACGACGAAGGGAGGAGCAUUCAAAAAGUUUGGGCGCAAACUGCUUGAAAGCCAAUUUCUAAGGGACGACGAAGCGCCCCUGAUUGAAAUAAAAAACGGCUGUCUCAUCCUCAUUAACUACUGGCGAACAGGCUCUUGCGGCGACACGGUCCUGUUCUCUACAUAUCUUCCCGCCCCGGACUACUCAUGGCAUUUUGACGACCCCGAUUCAGAUGCUGGGAACGAGCAUCCGAGCAACGAGCUCACGAGGAUGGACCGCAUAUACCGUUUCCGCAUUUUUCGCUCUUUAGAACAGCACUUCCCCUACUGGUUCGCGCGCCAGCUUUUCCACGAGGAGAAGACGGCCAAGAACUACCCGAAACUGAACUUCCUCAUUAAACCUUACGUCUCGCCCGACGGCGAAGCCAAUACCGCAGAACCCGAGGAGAAGGUGCGCAGCUCGCACAUGCUUUUCUCCAAAAAGUCCCAAGAGCUGCCUGCGGCCCUGCCGCCGAUUACUGAUGGAAAGAUGCGUCUCAGUGCGCCUGACAUGAUCAAAGUCAAGCGUAUCAAACAAUACAUUGUUGACAGGUUUGAAUCAAAGACUCCGGAAAUGCGCAACAAAAUCUCAGUGUCUGAAUGGCUAGAGCUGCUCUGUAAAGACAGCCUUCUAGACGACGACCUGACGCUGGCUGCCAUUAGAACGCUGCAUUGGAAGUCUAACAACGAAAUUGUCUUAGAGUAUAGAAGGAAGGUGAGACAGACCUCUAGAAAACGGUAG
This is a messenger RNA of Eremothecium gossypii ATCC 10895, 3021 nucleotides long. It is a transcript of the gene DUF1, whose product is annotated as Duf1p. Gene Ontology annotation, biological process: double-strand break repair via homologous recombination; protein deubiquitination. The coding region runs from base 1 to 3021 and encodes 1006 amino acids. Gene Ontology annotation, molecular function: ubiquitin binding. The transcript has a single exon. NCBI's taxonomy places the organism in Eukaryota, Fungi, Ascomycota, Saccharomycetes, Saccharomycetales, Saccharomycetaceae. The record is from RefSeq and is marked provisional.